CGCGGGGUGAGACUCGGCGGCGCGGGCGUCCCCCGGGCCCAGGCGAUGGAAGGCGCGGGCAUAGGCGGCUCCGAGUGGCCAGGGCGGUGGGCAGUGCCCAGUCUCCUCCCUCUGGCUGGCUGCAGGCCCGCAGCCCUAGUGUCUCAGCCGCCGCCGCCAUGGCCUCACAGCAGCUCUUCCGCGCGCUGGUGUCGGCGCAGUGGGUGGCGGAGGCGCUGCGGGCCGUGCGCGCCGGGCAGCCCCCGCAGGUGCAGCCGCUGCAGCUGCUCGACGCCUCCUGGUACCUGCCCAAGCUGGGCCGCGACGCGCGCCGCGAGUUCGAGGAGCGGCACAUCCCGGGGGCGGCCUUUUUUGACAUCGACCAGUGCAGCGACCGCACCUCGCCCUACGACCACAUGCUGCCCAGCGCCGCACACUUCGCGGAGUACGUGGGCCACCUGGGCGUGGGCGCCGACACCCACGUGGUGGUUUACGACGCCAGCGACCAGGGCCUGUACUCGGCGCCGCGCGUCUGGUGGAUGUUCCGCGCGUUUGGCCACCGCACCGUGUCUCUGCUGGACGGCGGGCUCCGCAACUGGCUGCGCCAGGGCCUCCCGCUGAGCUCGGGCAAGAGCCGCCCCGCGUCCGCCGAGUUCCGGGCCACACUGGACCCCACCUUUGUCAAGACCUACGAGGACAUCAAGGAGAACCUGGAGUCCCGGCGCUUCCAGGUGGUGGACGCCCGAGCCGCCGGCCGCUUCCAGGGCACUGAGCCGGAGCCCCGAGACGGCAUCGAGCCUGGCCACAUCCCCGGCACCGUGAACAUCCCCUUCACAGACUUCAUGACCAAGGAGGGCCUGGAGAAGACGCCCGAGGAGAUCCGCCGCAUGUUCCAGGACAAGAAGGUGGACCUGUCCCAGCCUCUGGUGGCCACGUGUGGCUCCGGCGUCACAGCCUGCCAUGUGGCAUUGGGGGCCUACCUCUGCGGCAAGCCCGACGUGGCCAUCUACGACGGCUCCUGGGUGGAGUGGUACAUGCGGGCCCAGCCCGAGGAGGUCAUCUCCGAGGGCCGGGGGAAGACCCGCUGAGAUGGGCGGGAUGUGACACAGGAAGCUCCGGUGACGCCGGCCACCAGCUGUGCCCAGCCUGCUUGUUCUCAAGCUGUUUUCACCAGAAGAGCAUUUCUUCUUCCAACUCAGGCGGCACAGGGGGUGACAUCCCAGAGGCCAGGAGUUCUUUUGACUUGUGGGCUCCCAGGAGAGACGGUGGAGGAGGUGGUGGUGGGCACGGGGGAAGGGGAGCCACCCACAUGGUACUGAGCUGGGCCCCACCUCCCUUCUGUUUCACUUUUAAGGAAAUAAAACAGCCAAGUGCUAAGUGCUUCUAA
Myotis myotis is the source of this 1366-nucleotide messenger RNA. It is a transcript of the gene MPST, whose product is annotated as mercaptopyruvate sulfurtransferase. NCBI's taxonomy places the organism in Eukaryota, Metazoa, Chordata, Mammalia, Chiroptera, Vespertilionidae. Gene Ontology annotation, biological process: transsulfuration. The record is from RefSeq and is a predicted model, not a curated record. Gene Ontology annotation, cellular component: mitochondrion. The coding region runs from base 159 to 1067 and encodes 302 amino acids. Gene Ontology annotation, molecular function: thiosulfate-cyanide sulfurtransferase activity. The transcript has 3 exons.